AGUGUGAAAGACGAGUCCUCCAAAAUUAUUUUACAAAGUGUUUAAUCAAAUUUAAAACUAAAAAGAAAUGGAUAUGACGUUUGGAAACAGUGUUGGUGGGAAUGAUAGUUCGGGCAGAAGUAAGAAGAAAAGCCGAUCUAGCUGCGAAAUGGAAGAUGGCAUCAGAACAUCAUCGGUAUGCCUUGGUUUCCUUUCUUUCAGAAAUUAUGAUGAUCAAUUAAUUUAUUUAUUUCAUAUUGAUAACAUUUUCAACAUCUCCCGCAAUCGCAUGUUCGGGAGUAAGAGCUGAGGAAAACAAACCUACAGAACUCCUUAAAACAGCGCUGAAGCUACUGAAUGAAGCAGACAAUGAUUAUGUCGAGCUAAACAAUUAUUUUUAUAACAACGAAGGCUACCGUUUAGAAAUCCAAGAACAUAUUCAUUCGCCGCCAAGUGGGGAAAAAGGAAAAACCGAAUCUGAAGAUUUUGCUCCUGAGCAGUUCACUGGAUUCGAAGCACAAUAAGAGGCAAAAGUUGAGGAAAUCACGCAGAAGAACCAAGCACUUAAUGCUGCCGAGAACCGCGAAAGGGCUUUGAGAGAAGAUGUCAGAGUGUUGGAAAGCCUUGAAAAUUCCCAUGCAGCUCAUUUAAGUGAUGCCGUACAAAGUCAGGAAACGUAUAUGGUUCGUAUCAAUACGGAGGAAGUCGAGUCGCUACGAGCCGCGAAUUAAAAUUGGGAACGUGCACUGUGUGAACAGUUGAGUUUAGUGCAGAAUGAAAUUUCGCUUUUACGAACGUCUGUGAGGCAUUUUAUGAAGAGGUUGAUGGGUGAAGAAGGUACCGAGCUAACAUACAUAACAUCAAAGCUCGAAUGAAACGAAGAGCUGCUUAGCUGCAAGGCUUCAGCUGAUGUCGGAGAAGAAAAAGAACCUCCUUCGCCAAAUAGAUGAUUUGGAAAAGGCUUAUAACUACCAAAAAGCAGAAUGUCAACGCCUUAGCUACAACAACCAGACAUUGCAAUGGCAGCUCAAGCAGUGCUCAGAACAGUUGUAUUUCGUAGAAACCAAAUUACGCGAGAUCUCUGGUAGGGAGUCGUACAACGAAAGUGUUCCGCCUAGUAUUCGCUCACUGAAACGUUCUCAGUUGAUGAAUGGUUCAUCGUUGACCAACAUACAAAUUAACGGUUUCUCUUCACCCACAUUACCUGCGAUCGAAGAUGUCAUUAAAACAGAAGAUGACGUUUCAACAUAGACGAAGAUAGAUCGGAAGCAGCGACAUCAGAAAUGGUAGAUUGCGCUGGUUCUUGUCAGUCAAGUGAGCGCAGUCCUUCGACACAUCAUGAGUUGUCUGGUGACGCUAGCGCCAUGCAUACAUCACUUAGAUGUGUGCUAAUAUCGAGAUUGCGUUCACAAAUAGAUGAAGUGCCUGCAGUGGCUCCAAUCCUCAGCACAGGCCGCCGAGUGCUCAUUGAAGACAUCAUCUGGGAUAUAUCGAGAUUAAAUUGGAGUGAGCAAUUCGAUAUGCCACCUAUACCCCCACACAUGAACCUGCAGGGAAAGCUUUGGCAUCGAGCACAAACCCAUGAGUCGCCGUUUUUGGUCUCCCACGGUUCCUAACACCUUGCAGAUUCCACCAUAGAGCAGCUCUCCUGUUUUGAUUUAGGCUCAUGGCGAUAGAUCCAAGUCUCAUCCUUAGUGAUGAAUCGACGCACAAUAUCCACUUCAUCCUUACGAAAACGCUCUAAAUGCUGCUGAGAAAGUCCCAUUCGAAGGUGUUUUUGUUCCAUUGUUAGCGAAUGUGGAAUGCGGCACCCAUUGUGCUCACAGUUUUCUGAAACCCAUUACUUCAGUCAAAAUAUUGCUUAGACUGCCCAGUGAGGUGCCUAGGACUUCUAUCAAAUCUCUUUGAGUCACUUGACGAUUUUUCAAUACGAUGUUCUCUAGUUUUUUUUAAGAUUUCUGCUGUUGUAGCUGUUUUUGAAAGUCCUUGACGUGGAUCGUCUUCAAGGCGUGUACGGCCACGUUUAAAUUCAGCAAUCCACCUUUGAACUGUACUAAUUGGCGGCGGAAAGUCCUUAUUCACCUUCAACAUUCGUUCAUAAAAAAAUUUUUUCAAGCUUUAUCGCCAAUUGUUUUUCGGCUCAAAAUCGAUUUUUUUAAUUAUACAAUAUAAGAAAUUUUUUUUUUAAAUGCUCAUAACUUAGUCAAAAAUGAACCGAUUUUAAUAAUUUUGGAUUCAAAAUGAUCGUCAUUACUUACACGAGUGACUUCAUGUAGAAACAAUUGCAAACCAGUAGUUGAAAUUUUUUUAUUUUGCAAACAAAAAAAAAUUGACAUUUUUUCGAAAUUCAAUAUUUUAAAAAGUGUAUGUUUUUUUUCUUUGCAAUAAAGCUUGAACAAAUUUUUUUUCGGGCGAACAAAAAAAUACGUGUCUCAUUAUUUUGACCAGAGAGCGAAUAGCCCGGUUGAAGUGAAAUGGAAAGCACCAGUAACGGUUAAGUACGAGUAUUGGGCUUUCCCAAAAGCUGGCGAAAAAUAAUUGACAAAGAGAGUAAAUUUGUCUAUUGCGGGAAGUUCUCAUAAGAGAAGAGAAUGCUUGAACAACUUUUCUCCGUGGAAUUUCUCACUUUCUUUUAUGUGUGGGUAGAUACCAAGGCGAAUUUAUUACAGGUGACAGCAAACACAUAUAAGUAAAACCCUACAUGUAUUUGUUGUUGCGUUUGGUCUAACCAUCACGUCAAAAUCAGCAAGCAAAUGUAAACAUACGAAUGUAAACAUACCAAUACAUACAAACAAAGCAUAUCAUUUUGACGUAAGCCAUACCUACGGUGAAAAAUUCAGCUGGGUGAAUGCUGUCACCUUAAUAAAUCCACCUUGGUAGAUACAAAAUUUGUAUGCACUCAAUCCCGAUCGAAAUGGUAAUAGUUCGUUUUUGGAGCGCAGAUAUUUUUGUCUAACUUGAAUACCAAUUAGUGGGCUAAUUUUCUAUGGGUCUGCAACCCAAAUCUUGAUUUAAAUGGGACGUAGAACAUGAUUUUUAGGAAUAUAUCUAUUCCUUCGCCACCUAGCGGGAUUAUUUUUUGCAAAAAUACUAAUUUCUUAUUUUAAGGGGGAACGCCACUGUGGGAGGUCAAAAAAUAGUCGAUUUUUGGGAAUU
This is a messenger RNA of Anastrepha obliqua, 3135 nucleotides long. RefSeq lists its product as uncharacterized. Bases 889 to 1230 code for a protein of 113 amino acids. The record is from RefSeq and is a predicted model, not a curated record. The transcript is spliced from 2 exons. NCBI's taxonomy places the organism in Eukaryota, Metazoa, Arthropoda, Insecta, Diptera, Tephritidae.